Molecule: messenger RNA, 1557 nt
Organism: Penicillium taxi
Lineage: Eukaryota; Fungi; Ascomycota; Eurotiomycetes; Eurotiales; Aspergillaceae
Exons: 5
Coding region: 1-1557 (518 amino acids)
Biological process (GO): regulation of transcription by RNA polymerase II
Molecular function (GO): zinc ion binding; DNA-binding transcription activator activity, RNA polymerase II-specific; actin binding
Source: RefSeq, a predicted model, not a curated record
AUGCCGCCGCUAAGAGCUCAUACCAAAUCUCGCAAUGGGUGUGACAAGUGCAGAGAGAGGAAAAUAAAAUGUGACGAGCAAGGACCACCCUGCGCCAAUUGCAAGUCGCGUGAGCUGGAUUGCACUUACUUAAAAGUGGCAGCAGCGCGUAAUCGUGCCAGUGCGGAUAGAAGAUCCGGGGGUUCCAGCUCAAGCUCUAAAGCGCGGUCAAUCAAGGGGGUUGACUUGGUUGUCUCAAACUCAACACAAGUCACCUCACUAGAGAUCAACAAUCUGGAGUUAAUGCACAAAUUCUCCACAGAAACAUAUCAAAGCCUGGCUAUCUCAGAGUCUGAAAAGUAUAUCUGGCAAAUCACAAUCCCUCGCUUGGGACUUAAGCAUCAAUUUUUGAUGAAUGGCCUACUGGCCCUAGCCAGUCUUCAUCUAGCCACAUCUGCGGAACCAGCCGAAGCCUUGGUUUACUAUGAUAGGGGUCUUCUAUUUUACGAUCAAAGUCUGGCACCAUUUCGAAACGCAAUCGAAAAUAUUUCGCCCCAGAAUUGUGAUGCCACAUUUUCUCAUAGCAUAGUCAUGAUCGCGAUCAAUAUUGCAUCGGCUGGAGUUAGAGCCAAAAGGGACGAGGGCUCAAGUAUCCUCGAGAACAUAGUCGAUCUGGUCGGAUUACUUCAAGGGGUGAAAAAAAUUCUACAGGUCAGCCAUUCGUGGCUUCAUAUCCAGCUUUUCUCUCAGGGAGAAUUCUGGAAUAAAACAACCACGGAGCUAGACGCUGAUACGGAGGCUGCACUCACACAACUUGCCACAUUAAACGAUGAGAUAAUGAUUGGAAUUGAUACUUCUCAACAUCCUAUUUACAAAGAAAUUAUUUCGCAUCUUCGUCACUGCUACGUGAAAUUUGUGCACUCGUCUGACCCUGCGCCUGUCAUGUCAUGGCUCGCUUCGGUCGAGAAGGAAUUUGUGGAGAGUUUGCGUUACAGACAGCCUUUCUCAUUGUUAAUCCUGAUGUAUUGGGGAGUUCUUUUGCUUGGACUUCAUGGAAAACGAUGGUGGGCUCAUGAUUCUGGAAGGCUUUUGUUAUCUGAAUUAUUGGAAGCCCUUCGAUCUGCCGAUCCUAGAUUGGAGCAUGCCAUUGCAUGGAUCAUGAGCCAAAUUGAUAAUGGUGAUAUUGACCGUCCAGUCGAUGAGAAUGCAAAGAUCGCACUCAGACAACUACAAGAAGGCGGAUUCAGACUUGAUUUCGAAGAUGAAGGGUUGGUGCUGGAGCACACUGAAACAGGAGUUUCCCCGGAUAAUGUCGCCGCACGAGUCCCAUCAUCUCCACUGAUCUACUCAUUCUAUCACUUUCCUGGAUCUGACGCUGUUAUCUUCAUUUACGUUGGCCCUACUGAAUUUCCCGUGAAAAAGCGUACGCUGCACGCUGGUGUACGACGGGAUCUUAUAAGAGUCGCAGAGAGUGAGGGGCUCAGAAUUGCUAUAAAGAUCAAAAUCAAAACCUUCAACGAUAUCAGUGAGGCUAGCCUGAGAGAACUCAUUUCGGCCGAAGCUCAUUCCUCACAAUGA